GUCUGUAGCCGGAGGGAGACAGCAAACAGCAAGAGUCUGACUAACUUUCAAACAUUGCAGCUGCUUACCAAUCUUUCGGGGAUCUUCAACUCUCUGGUAAUUUGUGGAAUACUUUUCACGGAGGUCUGGACUAACUAAAGUCGUUUUCCUGCUGAAGAAAAUGGCACUCAGACAAGACUCAGAUAAAGAACCACGAAUUGAGCUCUUCAUUAAGGCCGGUCAUGAUGGAGAGAAUGUGGGGAACUGUCCGUUCUGUCAGAGACUCUUCAUGGUUCUUUGGCUGAAAGGAGUCAAGUUCACAGUAACCACUGUUGACAUGAGGAAGAAGCCAGAUGAGCUAAAAGACUUAGCUCCAGGUACCAACCCUCCUUUCCUCCUGUACAAUGGCACACUGAAGACGGACUUCAUUAAGAUCGAAGAGUUCCUGGAGACCACCCUCGCCCCUCCCCGCUAUCCUCAUCUCAGCUCCCGCUACAAAGAGUCUUUUGAUGUUGGUGCUGACAUUUUUGCUAAGUUCUCAGCGUUCAUCAAGAACAGCCCAAACAAUGCUUUCCACGAAAAAGCCUUAUUGAGGGAGUUUAAGCGCCUGGAUGACUAUCUGAACACUCCGCUUCAGGAUGAGCUAGAUCGAAACGUCAGCGUAUCCAAAAGAAAGUUCCUUGAUGGCAACCGUUUGACACUGUCAGACUGCAACUUGUUACCAAAGCUGCACGUCAUCAAGGUUGCUGCCAAAAAGUACUGUAAUUUUGAGAUUCCUGCUCAGUUCACUGGAGUGUGGCGUUACCUGCAGAAUGCACAUGAGAGAGAAGAGUUCAGCCAGACCUGUCCAGCUGACAUUGAAAUUGAGAAAGCCUAUCUGAGUGUGGCCAAGAGAAACUGAACUUCAGAUUAGUGAAGCAAUAUUGUGAUAAAAUGUUUAAUAGUGUAAAUACAAGUUCUUAAGUUUACCCAUCUACAUAUUUGUAGUUCACAGGUUCAUCUAUUCAUCUAGUUCAUCUAUUACAGUGAAGCCAAAAAACAAAAAAAAACAAAAAAAAAAACACACCACACACAGUUUGCUAAUGUACUUUCAUUGUGCCUGUGAGCUCAAAGCCCAUUAGAUACACUAGAAUACUUCUGAGUGACUGCUACUGUCAAAGAGGCUUUAUUCCGGUAGUUUUAGAGGUUAUAGAAUCCUUUGCAAAACAGUCAACAGAGAUGUGCUUUUAACUGCAUAUGUAAUUUUUUUGUGCAUAUUUGUGUAUAUAUUCAUUAGGGCAUACUCAGUUAUAUGUAAUGUAUAGCUAAAAAGGCUAUGUGUUUUUAAUCAUCUGUAAAAAUGAGCUGAAAACACUGUAGAGAUAAAAGUUUAGUCAAAUCACGCGCAGAACUGGAGUCUGUGAGUCAUGCGGCGGUAAUGGUUGUUUUGUAUUAAGGGUUAUUGUGAUGGAUGUAUGAGUCACCAUUGAGACACCAUUGUUAGACGUUGGGAUUGUUUGAGAAAGAGAUUAAACUGCUUUCUUUCAGAUUUUACUUAAAAAUAAAAUUAAUAUCAUACACAUCACAUGUUUGUCUUUCCAGAGCUUUGAUGAAAGAUGGGUUUAAAAACAUAAAUCUUACAACUCAUCUGUUUCACCCAGACUAUAUUUUUAUUUUACACUUGCAGUUCUAGGUCAGUUUUCAUUCAUGAUAAAAAAUACAUUCAUAUUCCUGUUUAAUUACUAUAUAUAAAACAAUAUUCACAAUGUCAAACAGCAGCUGGGUGGACUUUAUGGGGGAAAACAAAAGCAUACAUUUUAGAUGUUUGUACAUCAGGUGUGUUAGGCUGGUCCUCUGUCCAUCUCAGCAGAUUCAUGCCUAGUUUGUAACACAAUAUUUCCAAAAACAGGCUAUAAACGGAAGGACAAAAAAUGGAUUUAGUAAUGCAAUAUAAGAAGAAUAAAAAGCCAUUGUGUUGUCUUUGACAUUUUUUUUUUAAAUCUGCAUUACAUAAUUGUAUGUACUUGUCUACAAUUAAAAUAUUCAUUAAAACAUUGA
This is a messenger RNA of Onychostoma macrolepis, 2016 nucleotides long. It is a transcript of the gene clic2, whose product is annotated as chloride intracellular channel 2. Gene Ontology annotation, molecular function: chloride channel activity. The transcript is spliced from 6 exons. The coding region runs from base 161 to 880 and encodes 239 amino acids. Lineage: Eukaryota; Metazoa; Chordata; Actinopteri; Cypriniformes; Cyprinidae. Gene Ontology annotation, biological process: chloride transmembrane transport; negative regulation of ryanodine-sensitive calcium-release channel activity. The record is from RefSeq and is a predicted model, not a curated record.